GAGUCGGACAUCGCUACUCCCUCAGAGAAAUUGACAGCAGCUGGGUCGCCUGUGUGAGCAAACCCGAAGGACAGACACGGCAGAAAAUAAAACUCUGCCGUUGCAGUGGGCUCCCCCUUCCCCUUUCCCCCACCGUUUGAGCGAACAUAUCAGUAAAGCGACCCGGACGAGCUCUCUGACUCCGUUUCCCCGCUUUCACAGCGGAGCGGUCAGGACUUUUGUCAGUAGCUUAGCCGAGCUAGCGGGCUAACACGACUAGCUGGGUUCAGCUACAACAAGGAAUUACAAAUAUUCCACCGAGAAACACUGAAGAAUGUCGGGGAAGGAUCAGAAUAAACAAUCCACCACCGAACGGCUCGUGAAAGCGGUGCCGUACCCUCCCACAACGCGGCUCACCAUGAAAGAGCUGUACGAGGACGGCAAGCCCAAGGUGGAGCUUUUGAAGAGCCACCUGGUGAAAGAGGGCCGCCUGGAGGAGGACGUGGCCCUACGCAUCAUCAACGAUGGAGCCAACAUCCUCCGCCACGAGAAGUGCAUGCUGGAAGUCGAGGCGCCCAUCACAGUGUGCGGAGAUGUCCACGGGCAGUUCUUCGACCUGAUGAAGCUCUUCGAGGUGGGGGGUUCCCCGCACAACACACGCUAUCUAUUUUUGGGAGACUACGUGGAUCGAGGCUAUUUCAGUAUUGAGUGUGUGCUCUAUCUGUGGGCUCUGAAGAUCAACCACCCGACCACCCUCUUCCUCCUCAGAGGCAACCACGAGUGUCGGCAUCUUACGGAGUACUUCACCUUUAAACAAGAAUGCAAGAUUAAGUACACGGAGCGGGUGUAUGAUGCCUGCAUGGAGGCCUUCGACUGCCUUCCUCUGGCCGCUCUGCUCAACCAGCAGUUCCUCUGCGUUCACGGAGGUCUUUCUCCUGAGGUCACCUGCCUCGACGACAUCCGGAAAUUAGACAGGUUUAAAGAGCCGCCAGCUUUCGGGCCGAUGUGCGACUUGCUGUGGUCUGACCCUGGCGAGGACUACGGCAGCGAAAAGACCUCCGAGCACUUUUGUCACAACAGCGUGAGAGGAUGUUCCUAUUUCUACAGUUACCCUGCAGUAUGUGACUUUCUGACGAAUAAUAACUUGUUGUCAGUUAUAAGAGCACAUGAAGCCCAAGAUGCAGGGUAUCGAAUGUACAGAAAAAGUCAGACGACAGGCUUCCCCUCAUUAAUCACAAUCUUCUCUGCACCAAACUACUUAGACGUGUAUAACAAUAAAGCUGCUGUGUUGAAAUAUGAGAACAACGUGAUGAACAUCCGGCAGUUCAAUUGCUCUCCUCAUCCAUACUGGCUGCCCAACUUCAUGGAUGUCUUCACAUGGUCAUUGCCCUUCGUUGGGGAGAAAGUAACGGAGAUGCUGGUCAACGUGUUGAACAUCUGUUCAGAUGAUGAGCUCAUGUCAGAGGGAGACGACACCUGCGAAGUCCGCAAGGAGGUGAUCCGAAAUAAGAUUCGUGCCAUUGGCAAGAUGGCCAGAGUUUUCUCUGUUCUUAGAGAGGAGAAUGAGAGCGUGCUGCAGUUAAAGGGCUUGACCCCCACUGGGAUGCUGCCUCUAGGUGUGCUGUCAGGGGGCCGUCAGACCCUCCAGAGCGCCACCGUAGAAGCAGAGGAAGCACGAGCUAUCCAAGGCUUCAAUCCUCAACACAAGAUCCAAAGCUUCGAGGAAGCACGCGGGCUGGACCGGAUAAAUGAGCGAAUGCCUCCACGCAGGGACACCAAGCAGCCAGACGGCACUGCCAACUCCAUCAACGCAGCCAAUUCCCCCGACAAGAAUGGCACCAACACACAGGCGUAGUAACCUAGCAGCUACCUAGCGCUCUCCCUCAUCCUUUCCUUUCUGUCUCUUUUGUUUUUUUAUUUUUGUUUUAUUUUCUUCUCUCUGUCUGUCUCUCUCUUUUUUCCUCUCAUUCUCUCUCUUUUUGGUAGAGGUGAUGCCCCCUACAUGCUAAACUCUCCUGGACCAUUUCGGGGAGAAUCGCACAAUACCAUGAAGAGGGCGUAGUGAAAAAACAAACCAUGGUUCUUAUUUAUUUAUUGAUUAUAGAUGAUAAGAAAUUUAAGAUCUGUAACGGUGGGAUGAAAUUAAGAUGAAUGAAUACCUACAUGAUGGAAUAUUACAUGUGUACAUAAAAUACAGAAUAUAUAUAUAUAGACAUAGCAUUGGGGUGGUUGUAAGGUCAUCUUAGAUUCUGUAGUUUAAAAA
Messenger RNA from Danio rerio (zebrafish), 2242 nucleotides. RefSeq names its product protein phosphatase 3, catalytic subunit, gamma isozyme, b (gene ppp3ccb). The record is from RefSeq and is marked validated. Gene Ontology annotation, biological process: calcineurin-mediated signaling. Lineage: Eukaryota; Metazoa; Chordata; Actinopteri; Cypriniformes; Danionidae. Gene Ontology annotation, molecular function: calmodulin-dependent protein phosphatase activity; calcium-dependent protein serine/threonine phosphatase activity; protein serine/threonine phosphatase activity.